This is a messenger RNA of Zychaea mexicana, 2396 nucleotides long. RefSeq lists its product as uncharacterized. Gene Ontology annotation, biological process: protein K48-linked deubiquitination. Lineage: Eukaryota; Fungi; Mucoromycota; Mucoromycetes; Mucorales; Lichtheimiaceae. Gene Ontology annotation, cellular component: cytosol; cell periphery. The record is from RefSeq and is a predicted model, not a curated record. The transcript is spliced from 9 exons. Gene Ontology annotation, molecular function: K48-linked deubiquitinase activity; cysteine-type carboxypeptidase activity; cysteine-type deubiquitinase activity. The coding region runs from base 297 to 1946 and encodes 549 amino acids.
AGAGCAGAAAUCAAAAUGCCACGAGGUGGAAAAAGACGAAUAAGCAACACAGAAAGUUGCUGAGCGCGGAUCAUGCAAUUACGCCAAGCGAUAAGGACUUGUUUGGGACGUGACAGCAGCAAAAGAAACGACCCAGUUGCCUCUCUAUCUGUUUUUAUAGCUACCAAUUUCUAUAAGCAAGCAAGCAAGAGUGAGCCUACAACAGCACCUCCCCCUUUUUCUUUUUCGAGACUAGUUCCCUCCCCUUGUCCCACCUUCUUCCUUACUUUAAGAGAAGAUAGCAAGCAAAGACACCAAUGUCAACCUCUACUAAAGACAGCCUAUCCACUGAGGACACAUCAUUACAACAAUCGCCACGAGUAACGACGAAGACACGACCACCAGAACCGACAUUAACGUCGGCUGCCAAAGAUGCUGAGACCUCCGUUAGCAGUAGAGCCGACGCACCCGAUUUGCUUAAUGAUCAGCAAUGUGAGCAGGCCCAAACUCAACGUUACAGGCAAGAACUAUCUUUAUCGUCAAUGUCGUUAGGAGCAGCACCACUGCCACCAGCAACGCAGGAAGAACGGCCUCAACCACAGCCACAAAAGGAUCAAACACACCAGCAGCAGCAAGACGGGCAAGUGCAAAGCAAACAAGAGAUACAAAACGAAGAGCAAACACAGCAACAGGAAGUACAACAACAACAGCAGCAACCUUCUGAGCAAACUGGUGCAGCGCAAGAAUAUCUGACGAAAAGGAUUCGAUGGUUUGACUUUGCUACUGGGAAGAAGAAGGACGUCCUCAUAAUUACACAGAAUGAAAAUGGGCCAUGCCCCCUCGUGGCAAUAUGUAAUGUUUUGUUUUUGCGAGGUGAUCUCGAAAUCAGACCGCCCGAUCGAGAGGAGGUGACAUUCGAAUACCUGGUGGAGCGUUUGGGGGAUUAUUUGCUUAAUCAUGGUCCUUCUCCCAAUACUGAUGAUUCUAAGAGAAGUGAAAAUCAGCAACAGCAGCAAGAAGUUGUAUCAGCCAGCCCAACUCAAUAUGAAGCUACUGACAUGGAUCGAGUUGAUUCUAGACAAUCCACGGCAGAAUAUGUUCUUACUUACCGAUAUAAUCUGGAUGCUGCAUUAUCUAUACUUCCCAACCUUCAAAUGGGAUUAGAUGUCAAUGUUCGAUUUUCAUCGAUACGAGGAUUUGAGCCGACUGCCGAACUUGCCAUGUUCGAUUUAUUUGGCGUUGAUCUUGUACAUGGAUGGCUAGCAGAUCCUCAAGAUCGAGAAACAUAUCGAAUAGUCGCGGAGAAAUGUGGAUCGUAUAACUCUGUGGUAGAAUGUGUGGUUCGUGGUGAUACAUUGAGCAGUGGUGCUGUCGUCGAAAGUGCAGAUGGAAAACAUGCAAUGAACGGCGGAUCCAAGCAAUGGUCUCCAGAAGAAGAGCGACAAAUCCAAGAAGGUCUUGUCGCGGCAGCAUUUCUGGAAGAUACAGCAACACAACUGACAUAUCAUGGUCUCGAAUCGUUGGUUUCGACGAUCCCAAGCAAUAAGCUCUGUGUACUGUUUCGUAAUAACCAUUUCUCUACGCUUUUCAAGCACCCAGAAACAUCCACACUCUAUAUACUCGUAACAGAUUCAGGAUUGGCUUCCGAGGAAAUGGUUGUCUGGGAGAAUUUAGGUGAUGUUGACCAAGGAUCAUCUGAAUUUUUCAAUAGCAUGUUUAAGAAGCCUGAAAUUGUCCGCUCACCUCCUCCACAAGCAGGACAAGAUGAUUUAGACUAUGUUCUGGCACUUUCUCUGCAGCAACAUGAAUUUUCGAGUGCGGAAGAAGAACAGCGUCGUCAUCGUCAGCAACAAGAACAAUGGCAACAACAGCAGCAGCAACAACAACAACAGUUAUUAGCAGAGCAACGACAUACUGAUCACCUGGCUGCAAAGCGAAAGAAAAAACAAAGUUGUAUCAUUUGUUAGCCUCUUUGCCUGCUCUUCUCUCCUCCGUAAUUUUAUCACUAACCAACAUCGUUCAAAUUCCACUAUUACUAUGAGUAUCUCGAACAAAUUUUGCUACAAAUGCCCUUUUCCCUAUUUUCCUUUUUAGCAAUUGUAUUAUCAUUGUCAGUCAUCAUCAUCAUCAUUCGUCACGUCACAUAUCACUAUAUAUACCUUGCUUUCCCACAGUUGUGAAGGAAUGUAGAGUUCGUUUACCACAUCCAAUUUUUCUUUGCGAUGGAUGAUUGCUAUUAUGGAGUAAUGUUUAUUUAUGUGGAUAUGCUUUAACCUCUUGCAGAAGAGUAGGGGGAGCAUCCGAUGAAAGGGUAAUAAAUGAGGCUUAUUACCACGGAAUGCGAGAGGACUAGCAUAUUUGCUAUGAUAGUGAAUGUCCUUUGUAUGCAUAUAUAGAAACUGAUAUUGAUAAUGAUA